This is a messenger RNA of Lasiodiplodia theobromae, 1083 nucleotides long. Its product is annotated as Short chain dehydrogenase. The record is from RefSeq and is a predicted model, not a curated record. The transcript has 3 exons. Gene Ontology annotation, cellular component: intracellular anatomical structure. Bases 1 to 1083 code for a protein of 360 amino acids. Gene Ontology annotation, molecular function: oxidoreductase activity, acting on NAD(P)H, oxygen as acceptor. Lineage: Eukaryota; Fungi; Ascomycota; Dothideomycetes; Botryosphaeriales; Botryosphaeriaceae.
AUGCCUUCGCCGACGACGACCGUCCUUCCCCGCGCUCUUCUCCGCACGUUCGCGUCGCUUAGUACCCCACGCCACCCCGCAAUAUCAAUCCCAACCCUCUCCUGCAGGACGACGGCCGCAUCCGCACCAGCAAUAUUGCCAAGAAUAGCAAGGGCAUCGGCGACCACCACACGCAGCUUUUCCGCUUCCGCCGCUGUCCGCGAGCCGCCGCGCGAGUUCGAGAGCGACAACAAUGCGCCGGCGCCGCCCGCCGCCGACAAGGCCAGCACGGCCACGGCGUACCUGGGCACGCAGAAGCGGCUGCCCGAGUUUAGCCUGAGGGACAAGGUCGUGCUGGUGUCCGGUGGAGCGCGCGGGUUGGGAUUGACGCAGGCGGAGGCGCUGCUGGAGGCGGGCGCGACUGUCUACGCCCUCGACCGCCUGCCCAUCCCCUCGCCCGACUUCGCCCCCAUCCAGGAGCGCGCGCGCACCGAGCUGGGCACCGCGCUGCACUACCGGCAGAUCGACGUGCGCGACGUCGCGGGGCUGAACAAGAUCGUCGCGGCAAUCGGCGACGAGCACGGGCGGCUGGACGGGCUCAUAGCGGCCGCAGGCAUCCAGCAGGAGACGCCCGCCCUCGAGUACAGCGCCGAGGACGCCAACACGAUGCUCGAGGUCAACGUCACGGGCGCCUUCAUGACGGCCCAGGCCGCCGCCAAGCAGAUGAUCCGCUUCGACAACGGCGGCAGCAUCGUCAUGAUUGCCAGCAUGAGCGGGACGAUUGCGAAUAGGGGCCUCAUCUGCCCGGCCUACAACGCCAGCAAGGCCGCCGUCAUCCAGCUCGCCCGCAACCUGGCCUCCGAGUGGGGCGCGUACGGCAUCCGCGUCAACACCAUCUCGCCGGGCUACAUCGUCACGGCCAUGGUCGAGGAGCUGUUCAAGCAGUUCCCCGAGCGCCGCACCGACUGGCCCACCCAGAACAUGCUCGGCCGCCUCAGCGCGCCCCAGGAGUACCGCGGCGCCGGCGUCUUCCUCAUCAGCGAUGCCAGCAGCUUCAUGACCGGCUCUGACCUGAGGAUAGAUGGCGGGCAUGCGGCGUGGUAA